AACAAACGCCUAAAAACGUAGAAGAAGCAGCGCAAUUUCACGCAGUUUGGAAGUCUCGAAGAGUACGACGUCCGACUUUUAAGGCUGAUUUAUUUGAGCGCAUGUGUGCCAGCAUGUCAGGCAGCAGGCUGAUGAGAGCCAUCAGAGUUAGUGAGUUCGGAGCUCCGUCCGUCCUCAGACUGCGCUCUGACGUGACUGUCCCUCAGCCCGGGCGCACACAGGUGUUGAUCCGUGUCCAUGCCUGUGGAGUGAACCCUGUGGAAACUUACAUCCGAGCUGGGACAUAUGCAAGGAAACCCACCCUGCCUUACACACCUGGCUCUGAUAUAGCAGGAGUGGUGGAAUCAGUUGGAGAAGGAGUGACUGCAGUGAAGGCAGGGGAUCGUGUGUUCACCACAGCUACAGAGACUGGAGGCUAUGCAGAGUACACUGUAGCAGCUGGCGACUCUGUUUACAAGCUGCCUGAUGCUUUAGACUUCACACAGGGAGCAGCCAUCGGGAUCCCGUACUUCACCGCCUACAGAGCUCUGAUCCACAAAGCGCACGCCAAGGCUGGAGAGACCGUUCUUAUUCAUGGAGCCAGUGGAGGGGUGGGCAUUGCAGCCUGUCAGUUGUCCCGUGCUCUGGGUCUUCAAGUUUUUGGGACAGCAGGGACACCAGAAGGGAUGAAGUUGGUCCUUAACAAUGGAGCUCACCUGGCCUUUAAUCAUAGACAAGAAGGAUACACAGACAAAAUCAUGGAAGCCACAGAGGGCCGAGGUGUAGAUGUGAUAGUGGAGAUGCUGUCGAACAUCAACCUCAGUAAGGACCUCCAGAUGCUGGCCUAUGGAGGGCGAGUGAUGGUUGUUGGCUCCAGAGGAUCUAUAGAGAUCAAUCCCAGAGACACCAUGGUUAAAGAGAGCAGCAUAGUGGGAGUGGCCCUUUUCUUUGCAACACCGGUACAAAACAACAGCAUCACAAAAAUUGAGGAGAUGAAGGAGUGUGGAGCUCUACUGUAUGCAGGGAUGGAAGCUGGUUGGUUGCGUCCAGUCGUCGGUUCCCAGUAUCCGCUUGAAAAAGCUGCCCAGGCCCACCAUGAUAUCAUCGAGUCUCCUGGGGCUGCUGGGAAGAUGGUCCUAACUAUGUGAUGACACGACCAUGUAAUGGGUCACAGGUCACCUUUACAGUUCAGGGUGUUUUUAAAUGGGUGAUACUUCAAUAAAAAGUUUCAGAAACAGUUA
Messenger RNA from Oreochromis niloticus (Nile tilapia), 1220 nucleotides. It is a transcript of the gene cryz, whose product is annotated as crystallin, zeta (quinone reductase). The coding region runs from base 102 to 1127 and encodes 341 amino acids. Gene Ontology annotation, cellular component: cytosol. The transcript is spliced from 8 exons. NCBI's taxonomy places the organism in Eukaryota, Metazoa, Chordata, Actinopteri, Cichliformes, Cichlidae. Gene Ontology annotation, molecular function: zinc ion binding; quinone reductase (NADPH) activity; mRNA 3'-UTR binding. The record is from RefSeq and is a predicted model, not a curated record.